AUGAGUGGGCGAGGUUACGGAAAGAAAAGACGUCGAGAACCGGACAACAAUAUUGGGAAUGGGGAAAAUGAUGAUGUUCAGCUCGUACCGAAAGCUGCUUCCUCGCACAUCGGAAGCAUUCGCGACGAUGGCGUCCCGCAGGAAGAGCAGACUGGCCCGAAAGACUUUAGAAGGCAUCUUUCAUUGAAAGCUGACCAUCAAUCUAGGCCGAUUUACAUCUCGCCCGAUGGUCAUAUUUUCCUGGAAGCAUUUUCUCCCGUCUAUCAGCAUGCGCGCGAUUUUCUUAUCGGAAUCGCGGAGCCAAUUUGUCGUCCGGAGAAUGUCCACGAGUUCAAAUUGACGCCGUAUUCGUUAUAUGCUGCUGUUUCCGUCGGACUUGAGACAAAUGAGAUUAUUGAAUAUCUGCAAAGAUUGUCGAAAACUUCAAUUCCGGAUGAAAUCAUAGAGUUUAUCAAGUUGUGCACGCUCAGUUAUGGAAAAGUGAAACUUCUUCUCAAGGAGAAUCGCUACUUUAUUGAAUCCUCGCACAUUGAAGUGAUCCAGAAGCUUCUUGCUGAUCCUGUGAUUAGUUCGUGCAAGAUCUCGGAAGCACAGCAGACUGAGUUCGAGGCAAAACAAGGUUUGCAGUAUGUUAAGCCGGCGCACGGUGAUGAUGGCCGACUGGCGGAUGGGGGCGUUGCCCCGGAAUUCCGAAAGGAAGGCGGCGAGGAGGGACAAAGCGAAACAACUGUUCCUGAAGACAUUGGCCAGUUUUACAAUCAGCUGGACAAGGAUCUCGACGAGAAAGAAGAUCGAAUGAAGAAAUCGCAAGUCUGGCAGUUUGAAGUGGAAAAAGCAAAAAUAGAAGAGGUUCAGCGGCGUUGCAUCGCUCUGGAGUAUCCCCUCUUGGCCGAGUACGAUUUCAGAAAUGACAAAAAUAUUCCCGACCUGCCGAUUGAUUUGAAGCCGACGACGACGUUGCGGCCUUACCAGGAGAAGUCGCUAAAGAAGAUGUUUGGAAAUGGAAGAGCUCGAUCGGGUGUGAUUGUGUUACCGUGUGGUGCAGGAAAAACUUUGACCGGAGUAACAGCUUGCACCACUGUGAGAAAGCGAUGCGUGGUUUUGUGCACUUCAGGAGUAGCCGUUGAGCAGUGGAAAAAUCAAUUCAAGAUGUGGUCGACUGCGACUGACGAUAUGAUAUGCAGAUUCACCUCGGACGCGAAGGACAAGCCCCAUGCCGGUAGUUCGAUCGUUAUAUCUACGUAUUCGAUGAUGGGGCAUACGAUGAAGCGUAGCUAUGAAGCCGAGAAACUGAUGGAAUGGCUGCGCAAUCAAGAGUGGGGAAUGAUUGUCCUCGACGAGGUCCACACAAUUCCUGCCAAACAGUUCAGACGUGUGCUCACAGUGAUUUCCGCUCAUUGUAAGCUCGGGCUCACUGCGACGCUGGUUCGAGAAGACGACAAAAUUACAGAUUUGAAUUUUCUAAUUGGACCGAAAUUGUACGAGGCGAACUGGAUGGAGCUAUGGAACAACGGAUACUUGGCUCGAGUGCAGUGUGCAGAAGUUUGGUGUCCAAUGGCGCCGGAAUUCUACAGAGAAUACCUAAACUGCAAGACGAGAAAACGAAUUCUUAUUUAUGUCAUGAACCCGAAUAAAUUUCGAGCGUGCGAGUUCCUGGUCCGCUACCAUGAAGCUCGAAAAGACAAGAUCAUUGUCUUCAGCGACAAUGUUUUCGCCCUCGUGGAGUAUGCAAAGAAAAUGGGCGCUCCAUUUAUUCAUGGUCCCACUGCGCAGCACGAGCGAAUGAAAAUCAUUCAGAACUUCAAGUACAAUCCGGCAUUCCCCACCAUUUUCAUUUCCAAAGUCGGUGAUAACUCGUUCGAUAUGCCUGACGCAAAUGUUCUCAUUCAAAUUGCUUCCCACGGUGGUAGUAGGCGGCAAGAGGCUCAGCGUCUUGGUCGAAUUCUACGAGCAAAGAAAGGAUCCAAUCCAAACGAAGUAAAUGCUUACUUUUACUCGCUGGUGUCUCAAGAUACAAAGGAAAUGGCCUACUCGACGAAGAGACAGCGGUUCUUGGUGAACCAGGGCUAUGCUUUCAAGAUUAUCACAGAACUGCCUGGUUUGAAGGAAGAUAUGAGUCUUUCAUUCAGCACACGAGAAGAGCAACAAGUCCUCCUUCAAAGAGUUCUUGCUGCAAAUGAUGCGGACGCAGACGAAGAAGCGAUGCCUUCUGAGUUUCAAUCGAACCUUUCUGGAAACAAGAAGAGCAAUGUUGUGCGUCGAGCUGGAGGUUUCGGCCAAAUGUCGGGCGCUGACUCGCGACAUUACACCGAAACAGCGGCUGCCAAAAAGAAGAAAAGAGAAUCCCAGGCGCGGCUCUAUUUCAUUAUUUUUUCUCGACUUUGA
Messenger RNA from Oikopleura dioica, 2385 nucleotides. Lineage: Eukaryota; Metazoa; Chordata; Appendicularia; Copelata; Oikopleuridae. The record is from the annotation of a GenBank genome assembly.